Carya illinoinensis is the source of this 2124-nucleotide messenger RNA. Its product is annotated as inositol polyphosphate multikinase alpha-like. Gene Ontology annotation, cellular component: nucleus; cytoplasm. Gene Ontology annotation, biological process: inositol phosphate biosynthetic process. Lineage: Eukaryota; Viridiplantae; Streptophyta; Magnoliopsida; Fagales; Juglandaceae. The coding region runs from base 919 to 1824 and encodes 301 amino acids. Gene Ontology annotation, molecular function: inositol tetrakisphosphate kinase activity; inositol-1,4,5-trisphosphate 3-kinase activity. The transcript has 4 exons. The record is from RefSeq and is a predicted model, not a curated record.
UAAUAUUUCCCCCCACCCCGUACAUUUUACCCUUUCUCUCUCUCUCCUCCCAUCAGCUCUCCAGCGCCGCAGCACCCCCUCCCAUUUCGCUCUCUCUCUCUCUCUCUCCUCGGCUCCAUCCCAGGCCACCGUCGCCGCCACCGAGCACGACCACCUCACCGGACCCAGCCAGCCCACGCCUCCCUCUCCCUCUCUUCCCUUUCUCUCUCCCCGAGGCAAGCCCAAACCGAGUCCACUCCCUCACUCUGUUCCCAGCUGUCGCGAGGCAAUCUGACGCCAGCGGUUGAGCCGCACCACCACCAGCAGCUCCCCACCUCACCGACGACCCGCUUCCUCCCUUUCCCACAGCCUAAGCCCCCAAAUUUCCCUCUCCCUCGCACGCUUCAUCUCCCUCUCGGCAUUCUCUUCAUCACGGUCCAGAUCCGCCGCUAGGCCCACCGUGAGCCACCUCGACCGUCUCAACUCCUUCUUCCUACCUCGCGUUCUCUCUCUCACGGAUCCCCUGUGCACAGCCACCAGAUCUGUCGCCGUGAGCCACAAUCGCCGCCUCUAGCCACGACGCCGCACCACCACGAGCAACCCACCGACACAGCAGCACCUCCCGCACGCUUUCAUUCACUGUCGAAGCCCUUAAGCCUGUUUGGAGAUGAUGACAAGAGAUGUCAUUUGGAACUCAAGUAUUUAUUGGAGAUCAAAAGAGCAGUUAGAUGAGUUUUGCCAAAAUAAUUGCAACUUAUAUGUGGAGCUAAAUUUAGCAAAAAGAGCAUAACUUCAGAGAUAUAGCAAGGGCUUGUUGCACGAUUCUUGGAGGGAGGCACUUCUUUCUUUUAUUCUGUUAAUGCAAUAGAGCUGUACCUUCAGAGGACAAAUAUAGUUGAAGAUUAGUGAAUUUGUUGUGUUGUUCUUAUACCCUAUACCAUGCUUAAGGUCCCAGAUCAUCAGGUUGCUGGCCACAAGGGUCGUGAUGGAAUGCUCGGUCCUCUGAUUGAUGAUUCAGGGCACUUCUACAAGCCUCUUCAAGAUGAUGAUCGUGGGUCCAAUGAGGUAGCCUUCUAUAAAUCAUUCUCAUCCAACACUGAGAUUCCAGAUCACGUCCGGAGGUUCUUUCCUAUUUUUUAUGGAACUCGGCUUAUAGAGGCAUCUGAUGGAUCUGGCCUGCAUCCUCAUCUUGUGAUGCAAGAUAUUAUCUCAAGUCACCUCUAUCCAUCUAUCAUGGACAUUAAGAUUGGAUCCAGAACGUGGCCCCCCCAAGCAUCUGAGGACUAUAUCCAAACGCAUUUAAAGAAAGACAGAGACACAACCAGCAUUGCACUAGGGUUUAGGAUAUCUGGAUUGCAGGUACGUGGGAGCAAAGAAUCUGAAACCUGGAAGCCAGAUAAAAAGCUUGUCAAGAAAUUUACUGCCAAGGAUGUUAGCUUAGUUUUGAGGAAGUUUGUCUCUUCUAACACGUCUGUAGAUACAGGUAUGGACCCUGAUUGUUCUUUUGCAUCAGCUGUUUAUGGUGGAUCUACUGGAAUUUUGGCACAGUUGCUGGAGCUCAAAAAAUGGUUUGAGGAUCAAACCAUUUACCAUUUCUUUUCUUGCUCGGUUCUCAUGGUGUAUGAUAAGGAAUCAGUAGUUAAAGAAAGGAAUUAUGGUGCUGAAGUAAAACUUGUUGAUUUUGCUCAUGUUUUGGAAGGCAAGGGUGUUAUUGAUCAUAACUUCUUGGGUGGGCUCUGUUCUUUGAUAAAGUUUAUCAUGGAGAUUCUGACCGGCUGUGAUGAGGAUGAAGAAGCCAAAGCUUCUCUACAAGACCCUAAGAAGAAUUGUAAUUAUACUGAUUGAGCCACUUAGAAAUGAACAGGAUGUCUUCAAUGUUGACUUUCCCACCUCACUGUGUAGGUGUAGGCUCUGUCUUAUCUAUGCGCCUUCAUGGUGGGAUACUGAAAUCUAAGUACUUUUGGCUCGUAGUAGUUUCUAUUUCACUUGGAAUCUUUUUUUUUUUUUUUUGUUGGGGGGGUGUUUUGUUGAGGAAUUACACUUUGCAUCCUAAAUUGUAACUCUUUUGCAUUGUUGUACUGCUUCCCAGGCGAAUCAAUUUGUUGCUUUUUAUUUUAUUUUAUUUAAAUUUAAUUUUGUGCUGCA